This is a messenger RNA of Vollenhovia emeryi, 4281 nucleotides long. It is a transcript of the gene eIF5B, whose product is annotated as eukaryotic translation initiation factor 5B. NCBI's taxonomy places the organism in Eukaryota, Metazoa, Arthropoda, Insecta, Hymenoptera, Formicidae. Bases 361 to 3534 code for a protein of 1057 amino acids. Gene Ontology annotation, molecular function: GTPase activity; translation initiation factor activity; GTP binding. The transcript has 16 exons. The record is from RefSeq and is a predicted model, not a curated record.
CGUCACGUGACGUGCCGUUGCGUUCUGUGGCGCAGAAUGGACCGAACGGACGUUACAGUCACUACCACACGUGUGCAAGCGCGGAGUUGCGUGCUCCACAAGCUGUGUACCGCCCUGCCUUGGCGAGACCGGGUCGCGAGCACGCUCGUGGUGAUACUGCACGAGAUAUAUAUAUUUUUUGUUGCGUCUGCAUGACUUUUUACCAGCGAUACGCUUGUAUCGCACCAUUCCUCGUCCCGAGAUCGUCGCACGCGCCAUCGCCGGCCGAGCCGAUCGCCGAGACAGCCUGUUGGGGGAACGCGAGAUAGAGGAGUCGGGGAGAAAGCUGAACGGAGCGGUCGACCGCAGCAGCGAGCCAGGAUGCAGGAGUCGCAGCCGAAAAAGGGCAAGAAAGGUAGGAGAAAGCGCAAUGACAGCGAUGAAGACAUUGAACAAGUAUUGGCAGAGUUGGCAUUGGAAUAUUCUGGAGACACACCAGCUACGGACAAUGAAGUUGAAAAUAAAACAGAACCAAACGAGCAAAACAUUGACAAUGAAGAUAAAAAGAAAAAGGGGAAGAAGGAUAAGAAGAAGGAAAAGGAUGAAAAGGGUGAAAAGGGAGAUGUCAAAGAUGAAACUACGGACAAUAAUAUUGUAGAACCAGAAUUAAAUAAUGAUGACGUGGACAUUGAAGUUAGUACUGUAAAGACGGCGGCUCAAAAGAAAAAAGAAAAGAAGGAAAGAGAGAAGCAAAAGAAGUUAGCUCAGAAAAAAGCGGACAUUGCCAAGGAAAGUAAUAAGAAAGAAGAUGGUGAAACUACAACUUCUGAUGAAAAGAAAAAUGAUACAGUUAUAUCAGCAAAGAAGGAGGAGGAUAGCGUAGAAGCCGAUGGUGAUGCUGCUGAGCUUGAAGAUGGUACGAAGAAGAAAAAGAAGAAAGGUGGUAAGGAAGAAACGAAAGAAAAAGCUAAAGGGCCUGGAAAGAAAACUAUUGCUGCUAUGCAAGAAGCUUUAAAGAAAUUGAAAGAGGAGGAAGAAAGAUUGAAGCGUGAAGAAGAGGAAAGGAGACGACAAGACGAAUUGCGAGAGCAGGCAAGAUUGGAACAACUGCGACUUGAACAGGAGCGCAAAGAAAAGAAGAAAUUGAAAGAAAAACAACGAAAAGAGAGAUUGAAAGCAGAAGGAAAAUUCUUAACAACGAAACAAAAACAAGACAGAGCUAGAGCACAAGCAAUGAUCGAAGCACUUAAAGCUCAAGGUUUGGAUUUGCCAGAAGUAGGAGAGAAAAAACCUAGACCAGGAACACGAAUUAGGCCAAAUAAAUUGAAGCAACAAGUUAGUGUAGAAAAGAAAGAGGAAGAAAAGAUUGAGGAUAUUGAAACAUCCGCGGCUCAAGUGCAAGUAGAAAUUGUAGAUGAACCAGUAAAGGAUGAAAAAGAAAAGAAAGAAGAAGACGAUGUUAAGGAUUCAUGGGAUGCCGAUACCACUGAUGAUGAACAAGAAGAAGAAGAUAAAUCAGAUGAUAUUCUCAAGACACAUGAAAAAGUGGAGAAACCUGGUCAAAAAGUCGCGGGCUCAGCUGAACGAGAAAAGAAAGAUUCGUCCGAAAGUGAUACAGAGAGCGAAAGCGGAAGUGAAUCUGUAUCUGAGGUUGAGAGCGAUGAAGGUAGUGAGGUGGAGGAUAAAGUGCCAGAUGCCGCACGUAAAAAGGAACGUGCAAGGGAACGAAUUCUGAAUCGCCGUAUAGAGGCAGAGAAGAAGAAGUCUUUGGAUAAUCUGAGAGCUGCCGUUGUUUGUGUUUUGGGACACGUCGAUACUGGCAAAACGAAGAUUCUGGACAAAUUGAGAAGAACGAAUGUACAAGAUGGAGAAGCUGGUGGUAUAACUCAACAAAUUGGUGCUACUAAUGUGCCGAUUGAAGCUAUCCAAGAUUCAACAAGGCAUGUAAAGGGCUUUGCUGACAAGGAAUUUAAAAUCCCUGGUCUCUUGAUCAUAGAUACACCUGGUCACGAAUCGUUCAGUAAUCUCAGGAGCAGAGGGUCUUCUCUUUGCGAUAUAGCAAUUUUAGUUGUAGAUAUUAUGCAUGGGUUGGAACCACAAACUAUAGAGAGUCUCAAUUUAUUGAAAGCCAAAAAAUGUCCUUUUGUUGUCGCUCUCAAUAAAAUUGACAGAUUGUACGAUUGGCGGACCAUGAAUCGUAAGGAUGUUCAAGAUAUAGUAAAGAAUCAAGAAUCCAAUACUCAGCGAGAAUUUGAGAGGCGGUCGAAGGAUAUUAUUGUACAGUUUGCCGAACAAGGUCUAAAUGCGGCAGUAUAUUAUGAAAAUCCAGAUCCUAGAGAAUAUGUGUCGUUAGUUCCUACCAGUGCUAUAACAGGCGAAGGUAUGGGCAAUCUGUUGGCGUUAAUAGUUGACGCAUGCCAAGGUCCUUUGGCUAAAAGAUUGAUGUACAGCGAAGAGCUUCAGGCUACCGUAUUAGAAGUCAAAGCAUUGCCUGGACUUGGUACGACGAUAGACUGUAUUCUAGUCAAUGGCGUGUUAAGAGAAGGUGAUACAGUCAUCAUUGCUGGUACGGACGGGCCUAUUGUAACACAAAUUCGCUCGCUUCUUAUGCCGCAACCGUUAAAGGAGUUGCGAGUCAAGAAUGCGUAUAUUGAACAUCGUGAAGUGAAGGCUGCCCAAGGAGUGAAAAUUGCUGCUAAAGAUUUGGAAAAGUCCAUUGCUGGAUUAAAUAUGCAAGUUGCGCAAAAACCAGACGAAGUAGACGUUAUGAAGGAAGAAAUAGGAAAGGAAUUGUCGAGCGCUCUGGGAAACAUACGGCUAGCUGAACGAGGAGUUUACGUUCAGGCGUCAACCUUGGGAGCUCUUGAAGCGUUGUUGGACUUCCUGAAAAGCAGCAAAAUACCGUACUCCGGAAUUCGUAUCGGGCCGGUCGUGAAGAAAGACGUGAUGAAAGCUUCCAUCAUGCUGGAGCACGAUAGCCAGUACGCCACAAUUCUGGCGUUUGACGUGAAAAUCGAGAGGGACGCGCAGGAACUCGCGGACUCGCUGGGCGUCAAGAUCUUCCAGGCUGACAUUAUUUACCACCUGUUCGACAAAUUCACCAACUACAGGGAGGAGCUGAAGCAGCGUAAGCGGGACGAGCACAAGCACAUCGCCGUGUUUCCGUGCAAGCUCAAGAUCCUGCCGCAGUACGUAUUCAACUCGAGGGAUCCGAUCGUGAUCGGCGUGAUGGUCGAGGCUGGAAUCGUCAAGGAAGGAACGCCGCUCUGCGUCCCGAGCAAGGACUUCGUUGACUUGGGCAUGGUAACCAGUAUAGAGUACAACCAUAAAUCCGUCGAAUCGGCUAGGAAAGGCCAAGAGGUCUGCAUCAAAAUCGAGCCCGUAUCGGGAGAAACGCCCAAGAUGUUCGGUCGCCAUUUCGAGGCGAAAGACUUCCUCGUCAGCAAGAUAAGCAGGCAGAGUAUAGACGCAUGCAAGGAAUACUUCAGAGAUGACCUGCUAAAGGCCGAUUGGCAACUCAUGGUGGAAUUGAAGAAGCUCUUCCAGAUACUCUAGGAUACGUUGAGGAUCGCGAUGGCGACAUUGUCCAAGAGCCUUUUGCUUUUCCGGCGGCUGCUCGAGAAACGGACCCGUCGAAAUCAAUCGGACCCGAUCUCCUCAAUCGUUAUCGAGUCUUCCCGAACGACGUCAUCGCGACGUCGCCGCAAGAUGCGCAUCGACGAUGCGGCAUGCUCGAAUUUGUCCAUCACCUCGAACGCGUACGAUACUUGUUCGGUUCCUCCCCGUGCUCCAGCGGGUCGUCGCAAGUUCCACGGCGUCGUCGACGAGCAUGCCGCCCGAAGAGAUGCGAGAACGUUCUCGAGCUGGCCGGCGUCCUUGGGAACGCACGCGUGGCUCUCGAGGACGAUCGACGGGAGAUGAUCGCGUUCAGAGUAUUCACAAAAUACCGGGAAAGCGGUACUCCCGUAUCUUGCCGAUGAGCAGGAAGAGAACGUAGCUGGUCGCAUUGAAGAGGAAGCUUCUUGGAAGUGCGCGAUUGCAAGAAGAGGAACAUCACUCCGCAUGGGGCGAGCAACGACGUUGUAGAUAUGCGGAAAGGAGGAGACAGGAGAGAGAGAGAGAGAGAGAGAGAGAGAGAGAGAGAGAGAGAGAGAGAGAGAGAGAGGGUGGGGGGGACGAAUAAAAUAAUUGCGCGAGAACCUCGUGUGUUUUGUAUAUGUAAUAAUCUCUUUGUAUAAGAUAAGCGCAGUUUUGCGCGGGCGGAAAAUAAAGACUAUGCGUUUUCGCAAAAAAACAGAAAAA